Molecule: messenger RNA, 945 nt
Organism: Adineta ricciae
Lineage: Eukaryota; Metazoa; Rotifera; Eurotatoria; Adinetida; Adinetidae
Source: the annotation of a GenBank genome assembly
AUGGAGCGUUUCAUGCGUAAUAUGGGUUUGGGACAAUUAACCCGUGAUAUGCAAGGCGGUGCCCCUGCUAGCGAUACACCGAUGGUCGAUACUGCUGAACAAGUUUAUAUUUCAUCAUUGUCAUUACUUAAAAUGUUAAAACAUGGCCGUGCUGGUGUACCAAUGGAAGUCAUGGGGCUGAUGUUAGGAGAAUUCGUUGAUGAUUAUACCGUUCGUGUGAUCGAUGUUUUUGCCAUGCCGCAGUCAGGCACGGGUGUUAGUGUUGAAGCUGUUGAUCCUGUCUUUCAAGCUAAAAUGUUGGAUAUGUUAAAGCAAACGGGUCGACCUGAGAUGGUCGUUGGAUGGUACCACUCACAUCCUGGUUUUGGAUGUUGGUUAUCAGGUGUAGAUAUAAACACACAACAAAGUUUCGAAGCGUUAACUGAACGUACUGUGGCUGUUGUAGUUGAUCCUGUUCAAAGUGUCAAAGGCAAAGUUGUCAUUGAUGCGUUUCGUUUAAUCAAUCCGAAUGUGUUCGUUCUUGGCCAAGAAGCUCGACAAACAACUUCGAAUUUAGGUCAUUUGACAAAACCAUCAAUUCAAGCUCUAAUUCAUGGUCUCAACCGACAUUAUUAUUCCAUUAGUAUAAAUUAUCGUAAGAAUGAAUUGGAACAGAAGAUGUUGUUAAACUUACAUAAGAAAUCCUGGAUGGAUGGUUUGACCAUUCAAGACUUCAAUCAACAUAGUGAGCAAAACACCAGCGUUGUGAAGCAAAUGCUUGAUUUAUCGAAAAAUUACAUUAAAUCGUUGGAAGAAGAAGAAAAAAUGACACCUGAGCAAUUAGCGAUUCGAAAUGUUGGUAAACAAGAUCCCAAACGACAUUUAGAAGAGAAUGUCGAUGCUUUGAUGACUUCUAAUAUUGUUCAAUGCAUUGCAGCGAUGAUGUCUUUGGUUAUAUUCAAAUAG